Molecule: messenger RNA, 1190 nt
Organism: Trichoderma harzianum CBS 226.95
Lineage: Eukaryota; Fungi; Ascomycota; Sordariomycetes; Hypocreales; Hypocreaceae
Exons: 2
Coding region: 30-1118 (362 amino acids)
Biological process (GO): L-methylmalonyl-CoA metabolic process
Cellular component (GO): mitochondrion
Molecular function (GO): methylmalonyl-CoA epimerase activity
Source: RefSeq, a predicted model, not a curated record
CUCAAAGGCUCUCUUCAUCGGCCUGUAACAUGCCACCUGCCUUGGAAAUUGCUAUUAAGCUACUGGAAAAAUUGCCAAGACCUCUACGCGAAACCAUCAUGCCAGACAUGCGCAUCCCGCCAAUAUCGAAUAAUCCUUCCAAAGUACAACUCGUUAGGAUAGCUCACGUGCAUUUCGAACAUCCUGACCUGGAGAAGUUCAGCGAAUUCGCAAAGGAUUUCGGGUUUGUAGAGGCUCACAGAAUAAAUGGCAGAAUUUAUUAUCGUGGUUACGGGAGAGACCCGUUCAUCUAUGUCGCUUCACAUAGCCCGGAUGGAAAACCGAGGUUUCGCGGCCCAGCGUUUGUAGCUGCAUCGCAAGACGAGUUUAACAAGGCUACGAAGCUAGAUGGCGCCAUCAUUGGGUCCUUAGAUGAGGCUCCGGGUAAAGGCCAGAUCGUCACGUUCAAUCGACCCGAUAAAACCUUCUUCCACGUUAUAUACGGUCAGGAAGAGCGAAUAACGAGCGCGCAGGAACCGUCGGCAAUACAUGACCAGCUGGGCCCAUUUAACAAGCCGUUUGAGAAGCCGAGGCGAGGCAAGUUUCAGCGCUGUCACGAGGGACCGGCACUCGUCCAUAAGUUAGGUCAUUUUGGCUACGUGGUUCCUGACUUUGAUGCCGAACUGGCAUGGUACACCGACAACUUCAACUUUGUGCCAUCUGACAUUCUCUAUCACUGGGACUUUUCGAACAUGGAUGUGUUGACGUUUAUGCAUCUCGACUUGGGUAAGGAAUAUUCCGACCAUCAUUGUUUCUUUAUGCAGCGAGCCGAACCACGCGUUAAGAAGACGUUCCUUCAUCAUACAUCGUACGAGGUUGAGGACUUCGACACGCAGCUUAUUGGGCACAACUGGCUGGCAAAAAAGGGCUGGAAGAGCGUGUGGGGGGUAGGUCGUCACAUACUCGGCAGCCAGAUCUUUGACUACUGGGCGGAUCCCAGCGGUUUCAAAAUAGAACAUUACGCCGACGGAGAUGUGGUCAACCAGGACACUCCUACAGAGAGAGAUGUUGUGGGCUCAUUUUCUAUUUGGGGACCCGAAGUGCCUAAGGAUUUUGGAGAGAAAGGAGAGAUUGCUUGACCUUACUUUAUUCAUAAUUAGCCGCGUUUUAUUAUUUAUAUAUAUAUAUGUGUGUAUUUACACUAAGUAUAU